AUGUUGCCUUUGCCAGUGGCACCGCGUGUGUACAAGACAGUGGAGACGGGAGGAACCAGUGCUAACGCGAUCACAGGGUUUUUAGUGCAUAAGAUUUGUGUUGGGACCUUAUUGGUGGGAGGUUUCCCAUCUCAUGUGUUGUUCGACUCCGGAGCUACUCAUUACUUCGUUACCCCAGAGUGUGCCGAGAGGAGCAACAUUUAUGGAGAUCCCAGGGAGCGGUUCAGGAUCGUUAAGGUUACUGGAGGCAAGAUUAUCCAUGUCUAUGGACGGGCUAGAGAUGUAGAUAUACAGGUGGCUGGAGAGUUAAUGCUGGCAGAUCUGGUUAUCAGUCCAGUGGAGUUGUAUGACGUGAUAUUGGGCAUGGAUUGGUUGCACCAUUAUAGAUUACAUCUGGAUUGUCAUCGGGGUAGGGUUGUGUUUGAGAGGCCCGGGGCGAAGAGUUGGUUUUAUGAGGGAGUGAGGCCGACCUCGGGGAGUCUGGUUAUCUCAGCUGUGCAGGCAAAGAAGAUGAUCAGGAAAAGUCGGUAG
Camelina sativa (false flax) is the source of this 531-nucleotide messenger RNA. RefSeq lists its product as uncharacterized. NCBI's taxonomy places the organism in Eukaryota, Viridiplantae, Streptophyta, Magnoliopsida, Brassicales, Brassicaceae. The record is from RefSeq and is a predicted model, not a curated record.